UAGGCUGCACACACUGUGUGCUGACUUCCGGUUUAGGGCAUCAAUUUACGACCAACCUUAUCGGCUGCGCAGGUUUUUGAAUUCCCAGUUUAGCUGCCUUUGGGCUUUUCCUCCUCCAAGAUGUCUCGGGGGUCUAUCGAGAUCCCUCUGCGGGACACAGAUGAGGUAAUUGAGCUUGACUUCGACCAGUUGCCCGAAGGCGACGAGGUCAUCAGUAUCCUGAAGCAGGAGCACACACAGCUGCACAUAUGGAUUGCAUUGGCGCUGGAGUACUACAAGCAGGGCAAAACAGAGGACUUUGUUAAACUCCUUGAGGCAGCGCGUAUCGACGGGAACCUGGACUACAGCGACCACGAAAAGGAUCAGAUGACAUGUCUGGACACUCUGGCAGCUUACUAUGUGCAACAGGCACGCAAAGAGAAGAACAAAGAUGCCAAGAAAGAGCUCAUCACGCAGGCCACGCUGUUGUACACAAUGGCCGACAAGAUCAUUAUGUAUGAUCAGAACCAUUUGCUGGGAAGAGCUUGUUUUUGUUUGCUGGAAGGAGACAAGAUGGACCAGGCCGACGCUCAGUUCCAAUUUGUCCUCAAUCAGUCCACCAAUAACAUCCCUGCUUUACUUGGUAAGGCGUGCAUCUCCUUCAAUAAAAAGGAUUACAGAGGAGCACUGGCGUACUACAAAAAGGCUCUGCGCACAAACCCCGGCUGUCCAGCUGAGGUAAGGCUGGGAAUGGGCCACUGCUUCGUCAAGCUCAACAAACUGGAGAAAGCUCGCUUGGCGUUUGGCCGCGCCCUGGAGCUCAACCCCAAAUGCGUGGGAGCCCUCGUUGGCCUGGCCGUGCUCGAACUCAACAACAAGGAGGCCGAUUCCAUCAAGAACGGAGUGCAGCUCCUGUCGCGCGCCUAUACCAUCGACCCCAGCAACCCCAUGGUGCUCAACCACCUCGCCAACCACUUCUUCUUCAAAAAGGACUACAGCAAAGUGCAGCAUCUGGCCCUGCAUGCUUUCCACAACACGGAAGUGGAGGCCAUGCAGGCAGAGAGUUGUUACCAGCUGGCUCGAUCUUUUCAUGUGCAGGAGGACUACGACCAAGCCUUUCAGUAUUACUACCAGGCCACACAGUUUGCCUCGUCCACCUUUGUGUUGCCCUUCUUCGGCCUGGGGCAGAUGUACGUUUAUCGAAGAGACAAAGAGAAUGCAGCCCAGUGCUUCGAAAAGGUUUUAAAGGCCUACCCCAACAACUACGAGACCAUCAAAAUUCUGGGCUCCCUUUACGCAACGUCUGACGACCAGGAAAAGCGAGACAUUGCCAAAGGUCAUCUCAAGAAGGUAACCGAGCAGUACCCUGACGAUGUGGAAGCCUGGAUCGAGCUGGCUCAGAUUCUGGAGCAGACCGACAUCCAAGGUGCGCUGUCUGCCUACGGCACAGCCACCCGCAUCCUGCAGGAGAAGGUGCAGGCGGACGUGCCUCCAGAGAUCCUCAACAACCUGGGGGCUCUUCACUUCCGGCUGGGCAACCUGGAAGAGGCCAAGAAAUACUUCCUGGCCUCUCUGGAUCGGGCCAAAGCCGAAGGUGAGCACGACGAGCACUACUACAACGCCAUUUCAGUCACCACCUCCUACAACCUGGCGCGUCUCUACGAGGCCAUGUGCGAAUUCCAUGAGGCGGAGAAGCUCUACAAGAACAUUCUGAGGGAACAUCCCAACUAUGUGGACUGCUAUUUGCGACUUGGUGCGAUGGCACGUGACAAAGGCAAUUUCUACGAGGCUUCUGAUUGGUUCAAAGAGGCCCUACAGAUUAAUCAGGAUCAUCCAGAUGCGUGGUCCCUCAUAGGGAACCUUCACUUGGCCAAACAGGAGUGGGGGCCAGGUCAAAAGAAGUUUGAGCGUAUUCUGAAACAGCCGUCCACGCAGAAUGACACCUACUCCAUGUUGGCUCUGGGCAACGUGUGGCUGCAGACCCUCCACCAGCCCACCAGAGACCGGGAGAAGGAAAAGAGACAUCAGGAUCGUGCCUUGGCCAUUUACAAACAGGUCCUGCGAAAUGAUGCCAAGAACCUCUAUGCGGCCAAUGGAAUCGGUGCCGUGCUGGCUCACAAGGGCUACUUCAGAGAGGCCCGGGACGUGUUUGCACAGGUGAGGGAAGCCACAGCAGACAUCAGCGACGUGUGGUUGAAUCUGGCUCACAUCUACGUAGAGCAGAAGCAGUACAUCAGCGCUGUGCAAAUGUAUGAGAAUUGCCUGAAGAAGUUUUACAAACACCAGAACACAGAGGUCUUACUCUACUUGGCACGAGCCCUCUUUAAAUGUGGGAAACUCCAGGAGUGCAAGCAGAUGCUGCUGAAGGCCCGCCACGUGGCGCCAAACGACACAGUACUGAUGUUUAAUGUGGCCCUGGUGCUUCAGCGGCUCGCCACUCUGGUGCUGAAGGAUGAGAAGAGCAACCUCAAGGCUGUGCUAAGCUCCGUCAAAGAGCUGGAACUCGCUCACAGGUAUUUCAGUUACCUGAGCAAAGCUGGAGACAAGAUGAGAUUUGACCUUGCACACGCAGCUUCUGAAGCCAGGCAGUGCUCCGACCUGCUGAGUCAGGCUCAGUACCAUGUGGCACGUGCCAGAAAGCAGGAUGAAGAGGAGAAAGAACUUCGGGCCAAACAAGAACAAGAGCGCGACCUGCUGCGUCAACAGAUGAUGAAGGAGCAAGAGGAGAAGAAGAGCCGAGAGGCCGAGGAGCAAAAAAAGCUGCUGGAGCAGAGAGCUCUCUACGUGGAGAAGACCAAGAACCUGCUCACCUUUGCCGAAGGCGGCCUCAAGGAGAAAAAGAAGGGAGGUGGUGGAGGAGGUGGAGGACGUCGCAAGAAGGGAGGCGACAUGGACGAGUUUGUCAAUGACGACUCUGAUGAAGAGCUGCCUGUGAAGAAGAAGAAGAAAAAGGCAGCUAGCGGGAGCGAGCAUGACGAGGGUGAGGACGGAGAGAAGAAGGCCCGCCGGAAGAGGAAGAAAGCUCCUAGAGAAGACGACAGCGAUGAUGAGGGCGGAGGAGCACAACCCAAGAAGCAGCGCAAAAGCAAAGAGCGCAAGAGGAUGGAGAAGUUUCAGCCUGAGCGUCCCCCGCCUUCUCUCAAAGGAAAGAUCAAAUCAAAGGCAAUCAUCUCAUCAUCUGAGUCAUCCGACGAGGAUGGCCUGAAAAUAGCGGAGGACAGGAACCAAAGAGAAAGCGGUUCCGGAUCCGAUGAUGAUGAUGACGACGACGACCACAGGAAGCGCAUCGUAUCGGAAAGCGACUCCGACGCCGGGAGGAAUCGCUCCGGUAGCGAGGCGGGCAGCCCUCAGGGGAGGAACCGUUCCGGCAGCGAGGCGGGCAGCCCUCAGCGCUCAGCGGGCUCCGAUGACGACGACGACUCUGGCAGCGACAGCCCGGUGAAGAAGAGGAGGGUGCAGCGGCAGUCCGACUCAGACCAGUCGGAAAACGAGAGCAAGAGGUCAGGAUCAGACGAUGAGUCCCGACCCGGUUCACCUGUCGCGGCGUCUGAUCGAGAAUCGGAAGCGAGGUCAGACAACGAGGGUUCCCCUCGCCAUUCUGACAACGGGUCAGAACCCGAAGGCUCCAACAAUGAUGAUGACAGCGAUUGAGUUGACAGACUUGUCUCAUUUAUGACCACACUGAAAAUGAUCUUACAAGUGUCUUUUUUUUUUUUUUUUUUAAG
This is a messenger RNA of Hippocampus comes (tiger tail seahorse), 3704 nucleotides long. RefSeq names its product CTR9 homolog, Paf1/RNA polymerase II complex component (gene ctr9). The coding region runs from base 121 to 3630 and encodes 1169 amino acids. The transcript has 23 exons. Lineage: Eukaryota; Metazoa; Chordata; Actinopteri; Syngnathiformes; Syngnathidae. Gene Ontology annotation, cellular component: Cdc73/Paf1 complex. The record is from RefSeq and is a predicted model, not a curated record. Gene Ontology annotation, biological process: transcription elongation by RNA polymerase II; RNA processing; regulation of DNA-templated transcription. Gene Ontology annotation, molecular function: RNA polymerase II complex binding.